Molecule: messenger RNA, 1989 nt
Organism: Drosophila gunungcola (fruit fly)
Lineage: Eukaryota; Metazoa; Arthropoda; Insecta; Diptera; Drosophilidae
Product: keratin, type I cytoskeletal 10-like
Exons: 5
Coding region: 76-1869 (597 amino acids)
Source: RefSeq, a predicted model, not a curated record
UAAUAAACGCCGCCGUGGUCAUAGGCAGAAGCAACUUGUGCUCCGAACCAAGAAAACCUCAAUUCCCAACUAAAGAUGCGCGCCUUCAUCGUAAUGUGCCUGGUGGCAGUCGCCUGUGCCGACAAGCUCGGCUACAACUACCAGCCCGUGGGCCACUCCAGCUCCGGACUGUCCUUUGCUCCUGGAAGUGGUAGCAUUGGAGGUGGCUCCAUUGGAGGAGGAAGCAUUGGAGGUGGCUCCUUUGGAGGUGGAUCUAUCGGAGGCGGAUCAAUCGGAGGAGGCCUCAUCGGAGGAGGUUCCCUGGGAGGUGGAUCUCUGGGAGGCGGCUCCCUGGGAGGCGGCGCCAUUGGAGGUCUAAGUGGUCUUGGUGGACUUGGAGGUGGCGAUUCCCUGAGUGCCCCCGUCUCCUACAACGCCCCCGCUCCUUCUGCUGAGCUCGAGAAGGAGUUCUUCACCUUCUCCGCCAACGAACAGGACUUUGAUGAGCCCCAGGAACUUGAGCGUGUGGCCAGCUCCGUGAACAAGGGUCUGCGCGUAGUCUUCAUCAAGGGACCCGAGAACCGUGGCCUGGAGAACGCCGCCCUGGCUCUGGCCAAGCAGGCUGCCCAGCAGGAGACCGCCAUCUAUGUGCUGAACAAGCAGGCUGAUAUUGGAGAUCUUGCCCAGAAGCUGAACGCCAUCCGCAACAACAACAACAACAAGCCCGAGGUGCACUUCGUCAAGUACAGGACUCCCGAGGAUGCGGCCAACGCCCAGCGUGCCAUCCAGUCGCAGUACGACCAGUUGGGAGGAUCCUCUCAGUCCCACAAUGGUGGAGUGGCCUCCGCCCUGAACUUCGCCUCCGCGGGUCCCGUCCAGAAGGCCAACGCCCAGAUCCCCGAGAACGCCUACCUGCCCACUUCGGUCUUCCGUCGUCGUUUUCGGAAAACCCAAUUGCGGAUGUCCUACAUAAAACAAGCUCUUAGCCUUGCCGAAGAAUUUAUCGCUCCUAGCCAGAGACACAAGCAGUUCAAACCUCAAAGCAAAAGAACCAGCAAUCAACUCAAGAUGCGCGCAUUUAUCGUUAUGUGUUUGGUGGCGGUUGCCUGCGCCGAUAAGCUCGGCUAUAACUACCAGCCCGUGGGUCACUCCAGCUCUGGAUUGUCCUUUGCUCCUGGCAGUGGCUCCAUUGGAGGUGGCUCCAUUGGAGGUGGCUCCAUUGGAGGAGGAAGCAUUGGAGGUGGCUCCUUGGGAGGAGGCUCCCUGGGAGGUGGCUCCCUAGGAGGUGGCUCCAUUGGAGGUGGCAUCGAUUCCGGUCUGGGAGGUCUUGGUGGUCUUGGAGGUGGCGAUUCUCUGAGCGCCCCCGUCUCCUACAACGCCCCCGCUCCUUCUGCUGAGCUCGAGAAGGAGUUCUUCACCUUUUCCGCCAACGAACAGGACUUCGAUGAGCCCCAGGAACUGGAGCGAGUUGCUGGAUCCGUGAACAAGGGUCUCCGUGUGGUCUUCAUCAAGGGACCCGAGAACCGUGGCCUGGAGAACGCCGCCCUGGCUUUGGCCAAGCAGGCUGCCCAGCAGGAGACCGCCAUCUAUGUGCUGAACAAGCAGGCUGAUAUUGGAGAUCUUGCCCAGAAGCUGAACGCCAUCCGCAACAACAACAACAACAAGCCCGAGGUGCACUUCGUCAAGUACCGAACUCCCGAGGAUGCGGCCAAUGCCCAGCGCGCCAUCCAGGGUCAGUACGACCAGCUGGGAGGAUCCAGCCAGGCUCAUGACGGUGGUGUGGCCCCCGCCCUGAACUUCGCCUCCGCUGGUCCCGUCCAGAAGGCCAAUGCCCAGAUCCCCGAGAACUCGUACCUGCCCACUUCCGUCUUCCGUCGCCUGCGAUUCUAAGAUGUGCCAUCAUUGGACCCUAUUAGCCUAAGCGAACCUCGACUGAAUGACUCACUCUUCCUGUUACAUGUUGUUGACUAAUGCAUAAUUACACCAAUAAAUUUCAAAUUUAAAAACGAA